GCGCCAUCAUCGCCACAACUGUCACUUUUGCGCUGAUUUCAUAAAAGCGACAGAAAUCUAUCAGUCAAAAAACUCGAACUCGGCCCAAAUAUCGGCAAGAAAUCGCUUUUUCAUCCAACAUUUAGCGCAGAAAAUACUCCAAAAUGCUGAUCAAAGUGAAGACCCUUACCGGAAAGGAAAUCGAGAUCGACAUCGAGCCCACGGAUAAAGUGGACCGGAUCAAGGAACGAGUCGAGGAGAAGGAAGGAAUUCCCCCUCAGCAGCAGCGUCUCAUUUUCUCGGGCAAGCAAAUGAAUGACGAUAAAACAGCCCAGGAUUACAAAGUGCAGGGCGGUUCGGUGCUCCACUUGGUCCUGGCCCUCCGCGGAGGUCAUCUGUGAAGCCGAAAGGCCGUUAAAUCGUCCGGAGCCGGAAGCGGGAAUAAUUUGUGAUGCAUGUGAGAAACAGCCAGCAGGACUUAAAAGUCCGGAACUAAGAUGAAAGCUCACUUUGAUUCUCUUUUCUGAUAAGGUUAAAUUAUUGUUUUAUCGUAAUUUGCUGAAGAAUAAAAAAUGUUCGAAAGUGAUCCGAUUGGAAUGUAA
Molecule: messenger RNA, 581 nt
Organism: Aedes aegypti (yellow fever mosquito)
Lineage: Eukaryota; Metazoa; Arthropoda; Insecta; Diptera; Culicidae
Gene: Nedd8
Product: NEDD8
Exons: 3
Coding region: 144-380 (78 amino acids)
Biological process (GO): regulation of proteolysis; protein neddylation; modification-dependent protein catabolic process
Cellular component (GO): cytoplasm; nucleus
Molecular function (GO): ubiquitin protein ligase binding; protein tag activity
Source: RefSeq, a predicted model, not a curated record